GAUUCCGGAGGCCCGAUGCUGGACCCGAUCCGACCCAUCGGACCGCCCAUUGAUAGUUCUAUUCUAGUGUCUCCAAGACCAAAGCAAAGCUCGUCCUCCUUCGCUUCGAUCCCGGAAACGGAAGUCCGAAUUCUCACCGGUGUCGAAGAUCCGAUCCCGUCGCCGUCGAAGAUCCGAUCGGCAAUUAGCGUUUCCUCCCGUCGUUCUCCGAUCGAAACCCUACCAAACAUGCCUUUCAGAGGAAUGAUGGAAGUCGAGCCGCCGAGCCCGAUCAGGUACUUGAUAGGAGCUGCGAUCAUGAUGGCGGGAGUGGUGCUGCCCGUGGGCUACAUGAUGUUCCGCAACAAGCGCGCGCCUUCCUCCUCGUCUUCUUCGUCGUCGUACUCCAAGCAGACGAGCAAAGUGUUGAUUUAGAGAGAAUUUAAUUCUUUGAUUUGACGAGGCUUACUAAAUCCAAAAUAGAUUAGAAGGAAGGCCUUCGGAGGCCUGCAAAUUACAGUUGUAAAUGCUUUGGAACUUCAAUUCAUCAUACUGUUCUGAGUUUCGCUUCAAGUUUACGAUAGUGAGUGAAGAUGGUUUCUUCUGUGUUGUUACCCA
Messenger RNA from Syzygium oleosum, 597 nucleotides. RefSeq lists its product as uncharacterized. Lineage: Eukaryota; Viridiplantae; Streptophyta; Magnoliopsida; Myrtales; Myrtaceae. The transcript is spliced from 3 exons. The record is from RefSeq and is a predicted model, not a curated record. The coding region runs from base 16 to 414 and encodes 132 amino acids. Gene Ontology annotation, cellular component: Golgi apparatus.